Zalophus californianus (California sea lion) is the source of this 3987-nucleotide messenger RNA. RefSeq names its product FAST kinase domains 1 (gene FASTKD1). Gene Ontology annotation, cellular component: mitochondrial matrix; ribonucleoprotein granule. Gene Ontology annotation, biological process: mitochondrial RNA processing; regulation of mitochondrial mRNA stability. The transcript is spliced from 15 exons. The coding region runs from base 1304 to 3835 and encodes 843 amino acids. NCBI's taxonomy places the organism in Eukaryota, Metazoa, Chordata, Mammalia, Carnivora, Otariidae. The record is from RefSeq and is a predicted model, not a curated record. Gene Ontology annotation, molecular function: RNA binding.
UCUCGAGGAAAGGCUGCAAACUAUGUGAUAUGGGGGUACGGGAGGGAACGCCACAACCGAGCCUGUUACGUCACUUGUUGGGGACCAGAAAUAGUCCUGACUUAUGAGCCAUCGUGACCAGCCUUACCUGGAAUCCUCCAGAAAAGUUGAAGCUUGUUGAGAGAAGAGCUUAACCUGCAAGUCAGGGCCGGGUAGCGGCGGCAGCUUUUCUAUCACCCAGCGUUUUUUCGGUCCUGAGAUGCAAGGUUUAGCUGAAAACCUCCUUACGGGUAUUGGAUUUUUCCAGUGCUUGGAGGAGAUCAGGGCUGAGCCCACUGCUAGAGGGGACGCGGGAGAUCACUUUCAUUGGUUCAGGGCUUACUGUGCGCCCAGCGUGGAGAAUGCUUGUAAUUUACACAGGGUUUCACUGUUUACCCAGCACUCAUAGUCCCAAGGCCCCUCCUUUGGUUAAAUGACUUCCCCAAGGUCAUUUAUCUGGGGGCAGAACUGGGGACUUGACGUGUUGGUAUUCUAGCCAUUGAGCUGCUUCCAUUUUCUGUUGUGGGUAGAUAGGAGAAUCUUGAAGAUAUCCUUGCUGUGUGCAGGGUUUUUGUGUAUGUGUGUGACCCAGGUUGGCUUUGGUCAGCAUGCUGUACUGAUAGCCACAAAGUACCAAUACUGUUUUUUUUUCGUUCUUGUGAGCAGACAGCUUAGUAUAGCUAUAGAGAGGAGUCUGAGGCAAUCUUUCAGUGUUGGUUUUUUGAUGUAAGGUGUUUCAAGUUGAAAGAAUUGAAAUAACUGGGUGAUUGUCUCAGCUUCACAAGUACUAGAAUAGUUUUUUAACCUUUUUGAAAAUAGCUUUUCUUAUCUGUAAAAUGCAAAUGAUAAUAUCUGCCUGGUAGGUUAGUUGAGAGAAUUUAAUGGAAUGAUAUAUUUUAGAAGUCCUUUGUGAAAUGUUUCAGAAGUGUUAGAUGCUAUGAUUUUAGUCCCAGCUUUUCUGUUGUUUCUCAGUUAGAAAUAUAAAUAUUUAUAAUAUGUUUUUAAAACAAAUUAUCCUUUUUCAUAAUUAUCUUCGGUUCUUAAAUUGCUUCAUCAUGUCUUGAUACAUUUCUUGAUUUCUUUAUAUGUCCUUAUUGGAGCUUUAAUCAUCUUGCUUAUUGGUUUAAACUGAUCUAAGAAGCUGCAUGUUGGAAUGAAUGGGAUUUGGAGUUAUCAUAAUGGAAGCAAAAUACGUGAAGGAAAAAUAGUUACCUUUUUAUCAGCGUAUUGCACCUGACUACUAGUUGCAAGUGGUUUUCAUUACCUAAGAAAAUUUGUGAUGUAAAUGAAAAAUUACCUUUUAGACUCACUGUUUAUAAAUAUGCUUCGCCUAAGAGCUAUUUGUCCGUUCUCCUGGAGAGUGUUUCAAUUUCGAACCUGCAGCUGUAAACCACUAAUUAGCCAGAUGAUUACGUGUACAGAUGAAGAGCAAGUAUUUGAUCUUAUUGAAAAAAACAAAGCCAUACUUUCAGAAAAGCAAGUGGAAUGUGCAUUUAAUAUACUUUGGCAGUUUCAAAAGCAGAAGACCAGCUUUUUAAAAAAUGUUGACUGUAUCAGAGACCAUCCCCAAUUUCUUACUCUUCAUAAUUUAGCUACAAGUCAAAUGGAAUUCAUGAAUGAUGAUACUCUGGUGAAUGUCUUGUACAUCACACAACAGUGUGCUACUGAAGCCCAUGACCUGGUUGCAGCGCUAGUUAUAGAAGCAUGGAGAAGACUGGAAAGGUUUGAUAUUAAUGUGCUGUCAAAAUUUUCCUCUUGCCUAGCAAAGCAAAAUUUAUAUUUCAGUCCAUUAAUGGGAAAAAUAGCUGAUAUUGUACAUAGGAACCUGGAAACCAUAGAGGACUUAAGGUCCUUGUCUGUAUUGAUGGUCAGCAUAUCUUCUUUAAUAUCACAACGUUUUCAAGAACAAUUAGUGAACAAAACAGAAAAUCUUUUUGAUACCAUAGAUUCUUCCCAGGUCAACGUUGCAAGAAGAAUAGUACAAUUUCUUCGAAAUAUUAAAUAUAGUUAUUACCCACUAUUAGAAAGGUGCAAUAAAGUGUUUUUAAGCAAUAUGAACCACCUUGAUUUGGACUCCAUCAGUAAAAUACUUAGUCUGUAUCACUCUCUACAGUUUCAUAGUUUUGAAUUUGUUAAAACGGCUAAAAAGAGGCUAGCUGAAAUGAUUCCUCUGUUUGAUCACCCUGAUGGCUUUGUAAAACUGUUUGUAGCAUUGGGACCUAUUGCAGGACCUGAAGAAAAGAAACAACUUAAAUCAACUCUAUUAUUGAUGUCAGAGGAGCUAACCAGACAACAGGCCCUGGCAGUGAUGGGAGCAAUGGAGGAGAUGGAAAGCAGAAAUUCACAUCUGAUUAAAAAAAUUGCUUCAAUUCUGUAUAAACAUUUGGAUAACUAUAAACCAAUAGAGUUAUUGAGGAUAACUCAAGCAUUGAUUUUUCUACAUUUUCAAAGUAAAGAGCUUUUUGUGAGACUCAGAGAAUUACUGCUUAGAUAUUUGAAAAUUAGUGUUAUACCUAGUGAGAUUUCCAUCCUGGUCUAUGCUCUUUCCAUUCUUCCAUCUUCUCACCUAGAUGAAGUGGGGAUAUCUCGAAUUGAAGCCAUUUUACCACAGUGUGACCUAAAUGACCUGAAUGGUUUUGCUACAUCUGUUUUAAGAUGGAUUCAUUAUGAUCGCAAAUGUCUGGAUAAUACCACUGGGAAACAACUGAAACUGCUUCAAAAACUAGAUCACUUUGGUCUUCAGAGACUACGAAAAUGCAACAAUUUGAAUCUGUUGUGGGAAGAACUUAAAUCUUUAAAAGGAGACUGGUUUGCUGAGUCACUUCUUGAAGAAACAGCUGGUACUUUACACCGUUUGAUGGAGGAAAUUAAUUACAAAAAUGUUGCAGAGAUUGCAUCUUUUAUUUCUAGAACUAACUACUUCAGUACUUUGCUACUUGAUAGGAUAGCCUCAGUGGUUGUUCAGCAGAGUCAAAAGAUCCACCCUUAUGUGAUCCUUGAUAUUAUUCUUCCAUUUAGCAUCUUCAACUAUGAUCCACCUCAAAAUGAUGAAUUUUUCAGGAUUUGCAUUCAAUACCUGAAUUCUUACUUAAGUGGAUUGGAUCCUCUCAUGUUAGUGUUUCUUGGUUAUUCUUUGGCCACACUUGGAUAUUUUCCGGAAGAUCUGCUGAAGGCAAUUUUUAACAUCAAAUUCUUAGCCAAAAUGGAUUCUCAACUUGAAUUUUUAUGUUCAUCUCUAAAUAUGAAGGUCCAGUUUCGUCUUAUGGAAUUAAAUAGAGCAGUCUGCUUGGAGUGCCCUGAGUAUCAGAUUCCAUGGUUUCAUGACCGCUUCUGUCAACAACAGUAUAAUAAAGAUUUUGGCAGCAUGAAUGGAGCACAACAGCAGAUUUAUAAAAUGUUAGCAGAGGUGCUGGGAGGAACCAAUUGUGUAAAAGCCUCGGUUCUUACACCUUAUUACCACAGAAUAGAUUUUGAGUGUAUCUUGGAUAAAAGAAAAAAAGCUCUUCCAUAUGGAAGCCACAAUAUAACUUUGGGAAAACUGCCAGAAACGCACUGGGAAUCACAUACCCAAAUAACUGGAUCAAGACUGCCACCAGGAGCUGAAAGGAUUGCUCUGGAAUUUUUGGAUUCAAGAGCUUUUUGUAGAAACAUCCCUCACUUAAAAGGAAAAUCUGCUAUGAAAAAACGACAGUUGGAAAUUUUGGGCUAUCGUGUAAUUCAGAUCCCGCAUUUUGAAUGGAACUCUAUGGCAUUGUCAACAAAGGAAGCUCGGAUGGACUACCUGAGAGAACGUAUAUUUGGAAAAAGCAAAUCAUGAUUGUAGUUUUUAUUUAAAAUUAGUGACGAUGGUGUGUGACAACUGCACUUAUUUUAAUUAAGUGGCCUGACUCAAUGAAAAAAUAAUGGUACAGAAUUGACUGAUUUGAAGGUCAGUUGAAUACCUAUUGAAAUAAACAGACAUUUUACUUU